UUAGGUUAUGGAAAGACGUUAACUCGUUAAUUGGUCUAAGAUAAUUUAUGUAUUUGCUUUGCUAAUGAUACGCUGAUGAGUAUACAAUCAGAGUAUAGGAACGUCGUAUAUAUGGUUACAAGUAGGUUUUAAGCAAACAGUGCAAUUUAGUAAAGGUCUUGUGAGUGUCGUGAUGGAUCGAAAAAGAAUAUGUUUAUUCGUGAUAGCUAUGUUUUUGGCCUCAGGAAGUGACGCCAUGUCUAGACAACAGUUGAAGAAUUCUGGAAAGAUGCUGAAGAAAAAUUGUAUGAAUAAGAUUGGUGUGACUGAAGAUCAAGUUGGGAGUAUAGAUAAAGGGAAAUUCAUAGAAGACAGAAAAGUUAUGUGCUAUAUAGCUUGUAUCUACGAAUUGACGAAUGUGAUAAAGAACAAUAAAUUAAAUUAUGAAGCAUCGAUCAAACAAAUCGAUCUUAUGUACCCACCUGAUAUAAAGGAAUCAGCAAAGGCUGCUGUGGAGAAAUGUAAAGACGUCCAAAAGAAAUACAAGGACAUCUGCGAAGUUUCCUUUUACGCGGCGAAGUGUAUGUACGAGUUCAAACCGGAAGAUUUUAUUUUCGCAUAAUUUUAGAUUAAAU
Spodoptera exigua (beet armyworm) is the source of this 614-nucleotide messenger RNA. The record is from the annotation of a GenBank genome assembly. Lineage: Eukaryota; Metazoa; Arthropoda; Insecta; Lepidoptera; Noctuidae.